Molecule: messenger RNA, 1374 nt
Organism: Medioppia subpectinata
Lineage: Eukaryota; Metazoa; Arthropoda; Arachnida; Sarcoptiformes; Oppiidae
Source: the annotation of a GenBank genome assembly
AUGAUAUUAAAUAAACUCAUAUAUUUACUGCCAUUAAUAGCAUUAUUAAUAUAUGAAACAAAUGGCGUGGAGGACAAGAACCCAGAGGUGGGCGCCAACCGUUACACCCCUGACUGGAAGUCACUAGACUCUCGGCCCCUGCCUGGUUGGUACGACCAAGCUAAAUUUGGCAUUAUGAUGCACUGGGGCGUGUACUCCGUGUUGGGUCUAGGUGGUGAAUGGAUAUGGUAUAGAUGGAAGGUCGCGCAUGAGUUUAAGGACUAUUUUGGCAAAUAUGUCAAACCAGGCGUCACUUAUCAGGACUUUGCUAACGAGUUUACCACAGAAUUGUUUGAUCCAAACAAAUGGGCAGAUAUUAUAAAAGCAUCGGGUGCUAAGUAUGUGGUGCUGACCACCAAACAUCACGAGGGUUUCACACUCUGGCCAUCAAACUACUCGUGGAGCUGGAAUGCCAUGGAUGUGGGCGCGCACCGGGACUUAGUCGGAGAGCUGUCGACGGCUGUCCGUAAGGCUGGCCUCCGGUUCGGUACCUAUCACUCGCUGAUGGAGUGGUUUCACCCGUUGUUUCUUAAGGACCAGUCAAACAAGUGGAAGACCAACGAGUUUGUCACAAAUAAAAUCAAUCCCGAAAUGAUUGAAUUGGUGGAGAAAUAUAAGCCCGAUAUAAUCUGGUCCGAUGGCGACGCCGGCGCACCCGACACCUACUGGAAGAGCUUAGACUUCUUGGCCUGGCUUUACAACGAUAGGCAAGAUGAGGUGAUAGUAAAUGAUAGAUGGGGCGGUGGCACAGCGUGCAAGCAUGGUGGAUUUUACAACUGCAAAGACCGGUAUCUGCCAAGCGUUGUGCAGCCACAUAAAUGGGAAAAUGCCCUGUCAGUUGACCAUGGUGGUUGGAGUUAUACCAGACAGUUUGGAUUCAAUGACUAUAUGACAACGUACGAGCUCAUCUCACAAAUGGCGCAAACAAUAAGUUGCGGCGGAAAUAUCUUGAUAAACAUCGGGCCGACACCUGACGGCCGGAUCAUACCAUUGUUUGAAGAGAUACUUCGGGACAUUGGCUCCUGGAUGUCAGUGAACGGUGAGUCCAUUUACGGCACCAAUCCGUGGACACAUCAAAACGAUACGGUCACAGACAAAGUCUGGUAUACGAAGAAAGAGAAAACCGUUUACUCUAUUGUAUUGUUUUGGCCCAAGAAUUAUGAUGUGAUUCUGGGAGCCGUUGACCACAACACCGUUCAGUCCAUACAACUGUUGGGAACGACCGGUAAUCUGGUGUUCAAAGCACAUGAAGAUAAGGGAACUGUAGUCACGUUUCCCUUCGUAAGCCCCGAUACCCUCCGAUUCGCUUAUGUUCUCAAAAUUAAUUUCAAAUAA